GGGAUCGCGGCUCUAUUAUAUAACUUUAGAAUACUGGCGCUUUUAAUGGCGCAUAAGCAGAACAUUGCGCCACAGAUAUGUCGAUUUCCUGCGGAUUUUUCCCGAGUUCAGUGAGCGAUCGAUCACUUUUUUCGCCCCCUCCUGCCGGUGGUGAGCAUUAAAAAGUUAUCGAGUGAUCCGUGAAACGGCGCACACGGCGGAUCUCGCCAGCUCGAGCUGGGUCAGCGUCGGGCUGUUGAUUUUACAGUUAGAUAUAUUGCGGAGAAUGUUUUCUUGCCAUACGGGCACAGAGGCAGCAACAAAUACAGCUGAUACUUCACCACACAACAAAACUGCAACGAAGGGGUUUUAUUCAAGCGCUUCACCUUGUGGACGUUGCGGCAUUUCUUACAUAUUUUUCAAGUUGGACUACUAAAAGAUGACCUAACCGGUGGAGUACAGGUCAGGUACUCAUACUACAGGACAAAGAAAUGGAUCAGGGUGGACUGAAGCGCAAUGGUAAUCGAGACGACGGCCUGACAUUUGCGGAGAUAGAAGGUACUGGUGACACACCUGGUUCACUGUUCCAGACUGCAAUGCAUCUGCCUGGGUCUCUGCCCCCUGCCACAGUGGCCCCCAAUAGACAGGGUGGAACCAAUGGCCAGGGGGAGCUUGGAGGCUUGUUUGAGUCUCAUCAGCAUCAUGUUCUGGGUGAGGGGACAGACAUGAAGGAGGGUAAAAUGAUUCGAAUGCAGAAACAACAACAACAGCAGCAGCAACAGGAUAUUGGUAUAUUCGGCAUGGGGGACAGCUUGCCAUUGUUUAACCAGUGUAUUUCCGAUACACCCACAUCUGUCAUUAACACCUCAGACACUUCCGUCCUAGGCAACCUUCCUCUGCCUGACCUUUUUUCCCACCCCAUAAAGACGGAAAGCAUUCUUUCUCUGGACAAAGACUUGGGAACUUAUAGUGGGCACACAGGCACUGGUCCAUGCGAUUUGGAUGGCAACAGUGGCCGCCUGAUUGAGGAUACAGAGAUUUGGCAAGAUCUGGACCUUCCCAGCUCACUGCCAGAAAUCAGUGCUUUUGAGUUGGAUUCAGAAGUGGCACACUUGGAUAACAUUCUACAAGAGAGCACCGGUGGUGGCUGUCCUGUCGGUGGCUUGCCAAAGGAAAUAAAGCCUCUCAUGGGUAACGGAGAAAACUGUACCAGUGUUAAUGGCACAAAGCAGCAACACCAUGCCCUACACCCCCAUCAACAACAGCAGCAGCACCACCAACUAAUACAUCACCAGCAACAUCAGCCCCAGCAUCACCAGCCUCAGGCCCUUCUCUCCACUAUCAUCAUCAAGGAAGAGAAGGAUCCUGAUGAGUCUUUCAUCCAAAUCUGUACCCCUGGUGUGAUAAAACAGGAGAAGCAGGAUAAUGGUUUCUGCCAGCCUCAGUGUCUCCAGAGCGGCAUCAGCUCUCUCCAUGGAGGAGGACCACGCCCCAUGUCCUCACCUGUGAGUGUCGGCGCAGUGCCCGGCUACCACUACACAGCCAACCUGAGCUCAACAAUGGACAUACAAGACCAGAAGCCUUUUGACAUGUACUCAAACAUGCCUCUGAUGGGGGAUGGCUGGGCCCGGGGGAAAAGGUAUGGAGAGACAUCUGGGAUUCAGAGCAGCGAUGAUGGGCCCACUCCUGUCGCGUCCUUGGCACCUUUUUCUGUUGGCUUCUCCGGUUCAUCACCCAGAGAAGGAGAGAUCAGCAGCUCUGUGGUACCUGCCCAAUCCAAGACCAGCGGGCAGACUCAUAAGAUCUGUUUGGUGUGCUCAGAUGAGGCCUCUGGAUGCCAUUACGGGGUUGUAACAUGUGGCAGCUGCAAGGUUUUCUUCAAGAGAGCCGUUGAAGGAUGGAGAGCACGACAAAACACAGAUGGCCAGCACAACUACCUGUGUGCAGGGAGAAAUGACUGCAUCAUUGAUAAGAUCCGCAGGAAGAACUGUCCAGCCUGCCGCUUCCGAAAAUGUCUUCAAGCUGGAAUGAACUUGGAAGCAAGGAAAAACAAAAAGCUGAUCAAGAUGAAAGUGCACCGGGCUGGGGCAUCAGAGCCCACCAUUAGCAACAUGCCUGUUCCAGUCGUACCCAGGAGCAUGCCCCAACUCGUGCCGACCAUGCUGUCCAUACUGAAGGCCAUAGAACCAGAGAUCAUCUACUCGGGCUAUGACAGCACACUGCCAGAUACUUCAUCACGGCUCAUGUCUACUCUCAACAGGCUAGGGGGACAGCAGGUUGUCUCUGCAGUCAAGUGGGCCAAGUCACUACCAGGCUUCCGCAAUCUGCACCUUGAUGACCAGAUGACUCUGCUGCAGUGCUCCUGGCUCUUUCUCAUGUCUUUCAGUCUUGGCUGGAGGUCAUACGAGCAGUGUAAUGGCAGCAUGCUUUGUUUCGCCCCUGAUCUUGUCAUCAACAAAGAUCGCAUGAAGCUGCCCUUCAUGACUGACCAGUGCGAGCAGAUGCUGAAGAUCUGUAAUGAGUUUGUCAGACUGCAGGUGUCCUACGAAGAGUACCUGUGCAUGAAGGUGCUGUUACUGCUCAGUACAGUACCAAAAGAUGGCCUGAAGAGUCAAGCAGUUUUUGAUGAGAUCAGGAUGACCUAUAUCAAGGAGCUGGGAAAAGCCAUCGUCAAGAGAGAGGAGAACCCUAGUCAGAACUGGCAACGCUUCUACCAGUUAACUAAGCUACUUGACUCCAUGCAGGAGAUGGUCGAGGGUCUUCUCCAGAUCUGUUUCUACACCUUUGUGAAUAAAACCCUCAGUGUGGAAUUUCCGGAGAUGCUGGCAGAGAUCAUUUCCAACCAGAUACCAAAAUUCAAAGAUGGAAACGUCAAAGCUCUGCUGUUUCAUCAGAAAUGACUGCCUUAAAUUGUGAAUCAAUGCCUUAAAUCCUGCCCUGCACAUAUACCUCUCCAGGGGCCCCUAGCUUACAUAUCCUGCCUCCCUCAUCGCUCUGAUUCAGUUUCUCAGUUUUUCCUGGGCCUCCUCUAGAAAUUCUGCCACGCCCCUUCGGGGCUCAGCCAUUCAGCCUAAUCUUGGAGCACAAUACCUGUGGCCUCAAGCCCCCAUCCCAGUCCUAGUCCUGCCAUAGUAUCCUAUAACCGACCUAUAGCCCUUCCUCUUAGUUGGACUAUGAAUGUCUCUUGGGGUGGAUGCAUUUUGGGCAAUUUUUUUUUCAGUCCUCCCUCACCUACUCUACACCCAUAGCCCUGUGCUUGUAUUUUUAAUGCUUUCUUACAAUGGCUAUGUGCCUCAUAUUAAUUCAAGCCUCUAGUAUUUUACUGCAGUUUUCACAGAGAAGCUAACAUAUAGAGUACAAACACCUUUUCCUCCAAGAACAUUACACCUUGUAUACUUUGCAACUUGAAAGGAUUAGCAGUUCAAGCCUAGUGUCCCUCCUGCUGUGAAUUACUUAUCACUUCAGAAAUUAUUCAAAUCACAAUUCUACACAAGACCACUGAGAAAAGAAAUCAGCUAGAGACAUAUUCUCUAUUUAUUUUAUGCAGGCACACAAUUCAAGUCACAUACAGAAGCAAGAGACACACACGCACACACUCACUCAGCCAAAUGUUUACACAGGAUGUACCUGAGGGAAAACCAGUGCCUUUUAGUUUUUACGCUCUUCAUAGCCAUCCACUGUAAGCUGUAGGUUUUUUUGCAUUAGAAGUUGAUGUCGACAUCUUUCCACAUGAUUUGUCUGUUUCUCUAUUUCCGCAUUGUAAUUUCUGUUUUCUAUUUCCAAGCUGUCAUUUCAGUGUUCUUAAUGUGGAAAACUCUCCCUUUUGUUCUUAUCUCCUGUUCUGCAUGUAGGAACACAGCCUAUGGUACAGAUAAGUAAUGUUAAAUGUUUAGUUUUAUCACUUUGCAAAAAAAAAAAAAAAAGUCCC
Molecule: messenger RNA, 3907 nt
Organism: Haplochromis burtoni (Burton's mouthbrooder)
Lineage: Eukaryota; Metazoa; Chordata; Actinopteri; Cichliformes; Cichlidae
Product: nuclear receptor subfamily 3 group C member 1
Biological process (GO): regulation of DNA-templated transcription; nuclear receptor-mediated glucocorticoid signaling pathway
Cellular component (GO): nucleus
Molecular function (GO): zinc ion binding; steroid binding; nuclear glucocorticoid receptor activity
Source: RefSeq, marked provisional